Messenger RNA from Solanum verrucosum, 3341 nucleotides. Its product is annotated as zinc finger CCCH domain-containing protein 44-like. Gene Ontology annotation, molecular function: protein binding. Bases 134 to 2611 code for a protein of 825 amino acids. NCBI's taxonomy places the organism in Eukaryota, Viridiplantae, Streptophyta, Magnoliopsida, Solanales, Solanaceae. The transcript is spliced from 5 exons. The record is from RefSeq and is a predicted model, not a curated record.
UGGGUAGAGAUUUUGAAGAUUUUAAACAGUCAAUAAUGACGAAAUUUGAUUGAUAUUUGUUCCUAUAAUCUGACACUUCACGUUCCGUGUAGGGUUUGAUAACUCCAAAAGAGAAAAAAAUAGUUUCUACGAUAUGGACGAAUCUCAUCCGAUCGUAGCUCCGGUAGCUGGAGUGGGAGUCGGAGUCACCGGAGAUGUUGCUGUUGUUGUAGCUGGAGGAGGAAGUACUGUGAGUUCGGUUGGAAACAUGAUCGGCGGCGUAGGCGGAGGAGAGAAGAGGAAGAGAGGUCGGCCGCCACGUGGACAAGCGGGGAAGCCACCGCCGCCGCCGAAGAUACAGAGAGUGGUGGUGGAGGAAGAUGAGGAUGAAGAUGUUUGUUUUAUAUGUUUUGAUGGUGGUUCUCUCGUACUAUGCGAUCGAAGGGGUUGUCCGAAGGCAUACCAUCCAGCUUGUAUUAAGCGGGAUGAGGAAUUUUUCAGCUCAAAUGCUAAAUGGUUCUGUGGUUGGCAUAUUUGUAGUGUGUGUCAAAAGGCUUCUCACUAUAUGUGCUAUACUUGUACAUAUUCAUUGUGCAAGGGAUGUACUAAAAAUGCUGAUUACUUCCAUGUCCGAGGGAAAAAAGGCUUUUGCUCAAUGUGCAUGAGAACUAUCAUGCUGAUUGAGAAUAAAGACCAAGGGAACAAUGAAAAGGUUCAAGUAGAUUUUGAUGACAAAGGCAGCUGGGAGUAUCUCUUCAAGUUGUAUUGGGUAUACUUGAAAGAAAAGUUAUCGCUAACACUUUGUGAACUUAUUCAAGCUAAAAAUCCCGAGAGAGAAUCAGGUAGGAUACAGGGGGAACUGAAAUAUGGUCAUCAUGUUGCAAAUGUUAAAGGAGAGGGAUCUAUCAUGGCUCAGCGCAAAAUGAAUGAGAAAACAGAGGCUCAUGCAACUAAUAUCUCGGAGAAGCUAGGAAAUCGAGCCAUCAUUGAUCAGGCUGUGGAUGGGUCUGGAUCUGAGACUUCAAUUGCAAGUCUCUCAACAAUGAACUCAGCAUCCACCAACAUCAGUGAAACAGAUGAAGUGUGGCAUUACCGUGACCCUAAUGGUAAAGUGCAAGGAUCAUUUUCGAUGACACAAUUGAGGAAAUGGAGUACAUUGGGGAUUUUCCCACUUGAUAUGAGGAUAUGGACAAAUAAUGAGUAUGACGAUGCAGUACUUUUAAAUGAUGCACUAAAUGGGCUGUUCCGUAAAGCCCCUGCUGUUCAUGGGAAGACCUCAAGCCAGUCUCAUGAGCUUGGACCUGCCUCUGAUGACAGAAAUGGUACUGGGUGUGGAAGUUCUGCUGGAACAGGGAGAGAAUGCAGAGAAAUGGAGGUACCUCGCCAUCGUGCAAGUAAAGAUUCAAAUGGAAAUGCUGAGAAUAUGAGGAUGGAUGGGAUGUCGGCUUCUUUUCCAAAAUUUUUGGACUUGAUGAAUGGAAAUAAUUCUUAUUCAGACAAACUCCAACUGUGUAGCGCAGUCCCUUCAUCUCAUCAUGGCGAGGUGCAUGUUGCUCUUCCAAGUAAGGAAAGAGUUCAUGAAAAUGUGGAGCUUUGCAUUGCCACAGGUCAAGUAAUUAAGGAUUCCUGUGGAAGCACAAUAUGCCAGAAUACUGAUACUUACAGUCGUAAUACCCAAUCUAACAGCCAUAGUAAUGUAGGGCAGUCUUCUGGACAGAAUUGGGGGUCCUCAACCAGUAGCAGACUUUCAUUUAACUUGGACAGUGGUUUUGCUUCAGGUACCAAUUCAAAAGAUUCAUUUGAGCAGAAAGGUAACGUGAAUCUUCCAGAUCGGCCAAGUCCUGCCGCAAAAACCACCUAUGACGAUAUUGAAGCUCAGGCUGCUGAAAAGCUGCUUUUUUUGAGUUCAGGUGUUCCUCUUCGUGCUUCAGAUAUCCAUGAUUGGUCUAGUUCUACUCCAAAGUCCUAUGGUGAAGCUAAAGCGGGACAGGCAACUGGAAACAAAGAAUCUGCUCCUUCUAAGCUUUCUGUGCAGGAUUCAGGCCCUAGCUGGAGCAGUGGUUCUAGUCUAGCUGAUGAACAGGACGGGAACUCACCAACUGCAGAACCAUCUGCUGAAGAACGGGAUGCUGGUCUUGUCUCCAUUUCUUCUCUGAAGCCAGCUGAAGCAGUGAGUGAUCAUGUUGCCACACCCAUUCCUAUAGCAGAUCAACUUAAUCUUAAUCUUACUUCCACAUCACUCCAGAUGUCAAACUUAUCCAGUUGGCAGGCAACUGUUAAUGAGCCUAUUGAGUUCAGCACUUUGGCUGAAGAGUCGGUGUCAGAUCUAUUGGCUGAAGUUGAUGCAAUGGAAUCUCAAACUCAAAGUGGUAUGGGUUCACCUACUUCAGCAAUGAGGUUUAGUGAGCAGAUGAUACCAGGUUACAAAAACUUUAUUUUAGCUUUGUUUGAGGACCUGAGUCCUACGCAUGAUCCUGCAAAAAGUGAUGGCUUGAGCUCAAAUGGAGAUAUAAAGUUGCCUUGUCAAUCACCUGUGACAGAUGAGUUAGUUGGGCCAUCUCAAGCUGAUGUAUUUGACCCUUUGAAGAGGUCUGAUGGGAAUUCAUCUAAUGAGCAGCGAGGGAGAAACUAAGCACGCUAAUCUGUCAAUCACCUGUGACAAACAAGCUAGUUGGGGCAUCUCAAGCAGAUGCUUUUGACCCUUUAAAAAAGGGUCUGAUUCAAAAUUCAUCCAACAAGUACAGAGGGAGAAACCAAGUCCGCUGAUGUUUCCUUUUCCAAAGGGAAGCUUUUUUCAAUAUUGCUGCACCUUGUAUAAGUCAAAACAUUGAAUUUCUCAGCAGUUGAUAGGAGUACUGAAUAGGAAGUUAUGAGCACUGGCCGUGGGACAUCUCAGGGAAACAUGUUUUGGGGCUGUUCAGUUCAGGGAUUUGCAAAUGUUUGUUGGGAUACUACCAAGGAUACUGCAUGGGUAAAUCCAUACUUGAAUUGUCUCCGUUUGCUGGGAAUCAAGUAUGGGAUAGUGUGGAGGAAGUUCACAGGGGAGAGUUUUUGUUGGCGCAAGACUGGGCUCUUCAAGGGACUGGGAUUUUGUUUGGUAGGUCAGACUCAGCUUCCUCCCCAAGGACAAGAAGUUCGUUAACUUUGAGUUCUAGUUUGCAAGAAAGGGGUGUUGUUUGACUAUCUAUACCACGUAAGGUGUCAAUUACGUAAAAUUUGAUUCAAUCCUUCUCUUUUCCACAAUUAAACAUAUGACUGAGAUCCCUCCCCUCUCCUCCCCCAGAAUCAUUAUGUGAACUUUGUAGAAAUGAGGUGCAAAAAAAAUAGUAUACAUUGCCACAAGGUAACGCUGAUCCAGCAAA